AUGGAUACAACUCCUGUUAAGUUCUAUAGUUUGAACCUACCGGGGAUCCUGUUGGCCAAAACUCCACCCGGCAAUACUGUGGAAGUGAAGCGAGAACCCGGUCAAACUGGGACAACCAUUUUUGUGCGUAACAAUCGUGUGUUGUUGAUCUACGAACUGACGAAUGGCAGCUGGAAAGAGGUGCAUACAGAUGAAAAGUUCUUCUCCGUACCCAACGACAACGCGAAUUAUCCUUGGGCAGUAUACGAAGGUGGCUUACUGGCGGUACGCAAGACCAAGGGAAUUGUCGUGUACAAGUGGAGUCGUGUACAAGUGGAGUUGAAGCAGCAGCUCGUAGCUUUGCAAUAUCACGACGAAUAUGGAUACGGUUCCUCUGAGAACACGAUCCUGUUUGGGAAGAUAUUUCCUUCCGAGAAGUACAUUGGUAUCGUUUCACGAUUGAGCUCGACGGUGGAGUUCCGUUCGAUCGAUCCAGGUGCAUCUCGCAAGCCGGUAAGAUCGCUGAAAAAGGCACUCAACCUGGAUCCGGCAUGGACGGAUCCCGCAAGUACGAUAUCGUUAGUCGAGCGGUACGACAGCAAGACGCAGGUAUCGAUUGCGCUGCGUACAGCAUCUGAGCUAAAGCUGUUCCGUUUCAACGAUCUGUACGAGCUUAAGGAGUUGGCAACUGUUAAAGAGCUCCCUCCGUUGGAUCGCGAAUACGAUAAGAUUAUGUUCGUGAAGUUCGAUAACGCUAAAAUCAAUGAUUUGCUGCACUUUUCAACGCAAGGUUUGACGAUGUACCGUCGCAACGAAGGAUCUGGAGUGUUCGAAAAGGUUUACUACUCGACGGUGUUUUCGAAGCUACGAGGCUGGAACAGGCGUACCAUAGAAACGAUCUCACCAGUCGACAUCGAUGGUGACAAGCUGGAUGAGUUGAUAUGUUCCGGACCGAAAGGAUUAUGCUUGUACCGUCCGGUGUUCACCGAUGAUGGUUUCGAUCUGGUUAACAUCUUCGACGAAACGAUUGAGGACCACACAAUGCGCUAUGGACUUCCGCGGCUUGUGACAAAGGAUGUGUGCAAUGAUACAUACAAUCUACUGCUCUUUACCGGAAAGAAUCUUGUCAGUGUGCAAACGAAACUUUUCACCCCUCAAUCGAACGCGAUUCCGACCGUGGAGGAGGUUUCAGACAAACCCAAUCCGAUCGUGCCUAUAGUUGUGCCUCAGAAGAAGUACAACGUAUGGCUGCAUGAUCAGCUCGAUUUGAACAACAUGCUGCAGCCGUUGAACCCUCAUGCGGGCACAGUGGAACUAAGCAUCCCGUUGAUUGAGUUACCCAAUUCGUUCGGUGUGAGCGUACGUAAAUUUUUUCAGUAUAAAAACAUCCCCUUUGAGAGUUUCUUCGGCCAAGGAUGGUCCCUAGCACUGGACUAUAUCAGUGUAGAACGCAAGAACAGUGUCUUCGCGCAGGACCAUGAUUAUGCGAUUUUGAAGAACAACAACCGCAUCCUGUUGAAACGGUACCAACAGUGGGAUUCUGUUUUCCAUUGGGAGUUCCGUAUCGAAGGGUACAAGGCAGCAAGGAUCAAGUACUUCUAUGACAAGGAGCGCUGGGAAAUGAGUGUAGAAGACCGCACGCUUGUCUACGGUACUUGGGGACAGCUGAGCAAAAUACGCCAGGAACAAGUCUGCGCAACAUGGCCACUGUGCGGUGAUAAAUCGGACAAAGUCAAAAACUUGCCAACACGGUGGUAUCUGGUGCACGAAGAGAAUAAUUAUGGUCCCUGCGCCAAUUACUUUUACGAUGAGAUGGAUGCGCAAAAGGGCGACCGUUUAUCUCGUAUCGAGUUAGAUAGUGGAUCAAGCGUUGCGCUGAAGUAUUCCGACAAGAACAUGCUGACUAGUUUCAGUGUAAACACGACAAGCUACGAGCAGAAUGUGUUUUUCGAAUAUAAAGAUAACUUUCUGACCCACAUAAGGCAGGACGACAGCACGUUGUUUAGGUUCGAGUAUAAGAAUCAACGCAUGUCUAAGAUCGUCUACCCGAAUAGUCUUGAGACGACUUUGGAGUAUAGUGACAUGGCGAUCGAUAGGGAGCGCUUCCAGGAGAUAAUUCCGGUCGAUUUGAGUCCAACGAUUUACUAUGGUCCCGACUACACCGUCAUUAUGGACAAGGAGUACGAAGACGAUCGCAUGGUGAUCAGCAUUCGCAAUCUUCUCGGCGGAACAGACGGUCCGAAGGUGACCAAAAGCAAGUUAUACUUCGGGCAACCGGGAAUAAAAAGCCACAUGAUACACGCGAUCGAAAAUCUAAUGGUCAUCGUACUCAUUUAUGGCUCACACAAGGAAGUUUCCAUUCUGCAGUUUACCAACGAUGGUUGGAUCGAGAAAGAGUACCACGGUGAGUUGCCUUUGGACGCUGUUGUUGGUGUCGGGGCACGAUUUGUAGCACUGUGCGAUCUUAAGAACCUGCGCGUUUUAACCAUCAACCAUCAGGGGAAGCUGAUCAGCACGGAAGUGAAGAAGACGGUACCGAAAAACUUUUUACUGUACGCCUUCGUGAACGGGUUUGUGUUCUACGGUGAUGAUAUCGGUGUAUGGACCUUGGGUUACCGGGACACGUGGAACAAGGGCUCAACGCCAAAGCCAACCGAUAUCUUUGCGGACAUCGAAAAGAUGAUCACAUCGUUCAACGUCAAUGCAGAGUUUCGUACCGCGGUGCGCAAAGGAUUCUUAGCUGACGCGAUGAUUGUGCAUCAGAAUGCGAUCGUUUUGCGUGUGCCGGUACUAACCAACCAAGUCCUUGAGCUGAAGGUCAUUUUUCUGAUCAUGAACUACGAUCGCAUCCCAAAGGUAGUGUCAACCCAAGAGGUGCGCAUUCCGAUAGCGAACUUCAAAACAUACGAGUACGACGUGCCGACAAAGGAUGGUGACGUUUUCAAAAUGCACUACGUGCAGGAGAACAAGAAGCUGAUCCUCAAGCUGAAAAGCAUGAAAGGUCCGCUGGCAGAGUCGCUCGAGGAGCAGAGACAGAAAUCUUACAAACAGAUCAACGACAGUAAAGAGAAAGCGGACAAGAAAGCGAAAUAUAAGAAGGAAGUUGAUGAAAAAAUCGCCGAAGAAGAGGGCAACAUACGCCGUACGGUUAUCGACAAGAUCCAGUUCGCGAUGGAUUUGUCACAGUUUGGUGUGCUCUCGAAUCAGCACGGUAUCGUGACGGGUAACAAGCAGCUGACUUACGAUGGUAAAACAUGGAUGCAAACCACGGUUGGGCCGGAAACGAUGCGCAUGGAACAAGUCGACCAGAUGUUAGGCGAGGGCUUUAGAUUGGUCAAAAAUGGUGCGGAAGAUACGUUCAAGGUGUUCGAGAUGCCGCAAAACAAACUGGCUUAUGAUACACAAACGAACAACCCGCAGGAGAUACAGAUCGUAGCGCCAAGGUACAUUCAGGCGCAACCUGCGAAGAAACCGCUACGCUUGUUUUUCUUCAAGACCAAGGAAAUCGUACAGUUGCCAGUGAACGAGACUCUAGUACGCGCCAGCAACACGAUCGCGGUGGUGACGGUACACCAUGUAAACGAAACGAGCAAAUUUACGCUCUUCCGUCCGGUGAAUUCAUUUCUGCUGAAGCAGACGACUCUGUUCACUAAGCAGAAGGUACAACUGGCCCCGGACGAGACGCGCACGACAGCGUAUAUCUAUGAUGUCAAGGAUGUGCACCUUUCUAGCGAGGGUGCUAUGUUCUACCGGAUGAAGGUGUCGCCUGGGGAUGACACGAAGCGUUACGGUUGGUACGAACGGAUGACCGAUCCUCAUACAGGUGUAACGACGAGAAAAUCCUUUGCAUAUGAUGGGACGGACGUUACGGUGCGCGAAAAGAAAAAACAUUCCAAUUCGGAGGUGAAGGAUCUGCAUCGCACAAUACGGGAUAAGAGCAGGCAGUUGAAAAUCGUCGAUCUGGGCUCGCUGAAGCUAAGCGAUGAGGUUGCUUCGUAUUACGGCUUCGAGCAGUAUGAGGUGAAUUUGUAUGGAAAAGACAAGAAAUGGUUAUUUGACGAAAAGCAAGUACAAUCAGAGCAUAAGCAUGAUAGCAAUCGCUAUCUGAAGCUGACAGCAGGAUCUUCACUGAAGGCAACCUUUUCGCCAAAAGAACCACGUAAUUUGUGGAUCGUUUCGUUUUGGGUUCGAUCGGUAAAACCAUUGAAAGAGGGAGAUCUGUUCAAUGGGGUUAAGAUUGAUCUCAACAAUGCACAAAACAAUAGCCUACAAACAGUGAGUGGUGCUAAAGUGCAGCACAUCACCGCGAAUUGGUGUUACGUGGAGCUGAUUGUUGAUACCACAAAAACACCUGAAGACACAAAAUUGACGUUUGACGUCACCAUAGAGCCAACUGCUUCUGAGACGAGCAUCGAUGUGGAUCAUGUGAGAUUUUCACCAUUGGAUUUGAAUUUCCGAGCCAACGUCUACACACCAAUUACUGCGGAGAUGCGAGCGAUGUUGAACAACAAUGGUAUGAUGAAGCAAAGUCUGUACAGUCCAACUGGCCGACGAGUCGCGCUACUAUCUGAGAACGGCCAGGUGAUCGAUUUUGCGAUGCACUCGAAGACUGCUUAUGCUGCCCGCGUAAAGGCAAGAUACUGUUUGGUGGAGAUGAAACCCCGAGAAGGCGAGUACGAUACGUUCAAUGCCGCUCACUGGAAGACAAAUCAACCUUCGGAGUGGCAAAUUACAUAUGGCGUGCUUGAAUAUAAGAACGAUCGCGCUGAUAAGCGGGGUGAUAUUGUGCGUACGUUCGAUCAACCGUUCGAAUCGAUCGCGUUACGUUUUCUCUAUCGAUUCCAAUCCGGCAACAGCAAACUGGCAAUCAAAUGGAACUCGCAAGAAGUCGGUAUCAUAUGCUCGCCAGGUACCGCGUCUUGUCCAAGACCGCCAAACAUGGGAGAGGUGUUGAUAUUCAUUACGGCACUGCGUGUUUCGGUGUGGCUCGAAGGACAUCUCCUCAGUGAGAGACUGCUCAAGCCACCGGGCAGCAUGAACCGCAACGAGUUCCGGUUGCUCCCGACGGGAAGCUUCGAGAUUACCGAAUUCUUGGUCAUGUACGAUUCGCGUGUAAAAGUUACACAUCACAACCUGAUGGGCCGACCAGUCCAGGUGGUUGAGUACGACGACCCAAAGACGGUACGCGUGCGAGAGAUCGUCUAUGAUAACAUCGAUCGUCCGACGAUGCACACGAAAUGGACCAAACUCGCUUCGACUGAGCGGAAGGAGUUUUUUGGAUUUUACGAAAACUUUAUCACGCAAAUUUUCGGCUCCAGCAACGAGAUGCAUGGUAUGGUGGCAAAUGCACACCCGUCCUGUGAGGGCUAUCCCUACUCGCACACGAUUUACGCAAAUGAUCCAACGGAAAACAAGCAGUUCCAAGGAUUACCGGGCAAGGAGUACACGGUUACGGGCAAGUACAAGCGCCGGUACGCGAUGAGGUCAGAGAUACCGAUGCUCUCGAUUUUGUUCCCCGAAGCGGAUGGCUAUCGGCAGAAGGUUAUCGAACGGCCAGGUGGAGCAAUUCGCGUUACUGUGGAAGAUGAACGUGGGAAUAAGGUUGCGAAGUACUCGCAGGUGGGGAACUACGAACACCGACUGACCACUUACCGGUACUCCGACAGCUACGGUUACCUGUAUGAGGUGCUUCCGCCGCAGUACCAUUUACAAGCGAAAACCUAUUCCAGAACGAGACCAUUUAAUACCGCAGGUAUCACUCCCGAAGAAGCCCGAUUUAAGGAUCAGUGGGAAGUUAGGUAUCUGGAGGACGAGGGCAAAAUUCUUUUUAAACGCACCCCAGACGGUGGCAGCUACGAGUACGUUUACACCGAAUCGGGUAUCCUGCGGUACUCGCUGCAUUUCAACUCGCCGGACUCGAAGAACUUGGACCGGGUGAUCCAUUUUACGUACGCUUCCAAUGGAAAGGUGAUGCGCGAGGCGUUGGUCAAUCUUACGCGCGAACGUUGUUACGAACUUGCGGAAUCGAACGAAGCUCCGGAAUCGGACAAUUUGAUCGAGACCUUUUACGGUGAGGUGGAGACAAACCCGCUCGUACGCUAUCGUUCGCAGCAGUCCACCCGAAGAAUAGCCAACAACCAAAUGAUCGAGAGUUUGAUUUUCAACGAGCAUGAGAAGGUUAUUAAAAAGAUUUUCGUCGUUCCGACGAUCAACACUACGUACUCGAUCGAUUACGAGUAUGAAAAUGGAAAUUUACACUCCCUUAAAUACCCGGUGGAUUCCCCUACGUCGUCCUUCAGCUUGGUGUACGAUUACAAUGGCCAUGGAGAGGUAAAGUCUAUCAGAGAACUGACAAAACGUGAUCCAAUGUUUGAGUUUACCUACAACGCCGACGGCAUGGUGGAGACGAUGAAGGUACGAACGGACGCCAACCAUGCGUUCCAGCGGAACUUCACAUACAAUGAGCCCGGGUUUUUGGUGAAGCUCGAAGACGAUUAUUUGAGCGAGACCGUGAGCUACGUUGAAACCGACUCAUAUGGGCAGGAUUCCUACACACCCAUAUAUGAGGGUCUCAUAUCGAAGACGUCCUUCACCGCGCACUGGCAGAAGUCGGCGAGUCCGCUCCGUAACGGCAUCUAUCCGGACUAUUUCAUCUCGAAAGACAUGGAUGCAAAGCGGGCCUUGCUGUGUCAUGGAGAACUCAAACGCACCGGAUACCUAGACGAAAACAAUCUGGUCAAUAGAACGUUUUACGGCGAACGAGAUGAUGAUUUGCCUUUCGUCUGUGGGAAUCGCAUUCCACUGAACCACCUGUCGGAGGUGUUGAGUAGCAGAAGCUUCCCGUACGAGUAUGGUCAUCGGUAUGAUUAUGAUGAUCAUGAUCAGUUGAUCAAGGCGAAGUAUUUCCACGGACUGGAUGAAUUGCAGUUGUUGCCGUUGACACACCGUACGUUCUCCAAGGAGAUUACCGGAAUAAAUGAAGCGACAUCGACGAAAAUUUGGGAUGUCCUGCGAAAGGAACAGUUCCUCACGAUGGACUGCACCAAUCCCAAUCUCUGCCAUGGGCGCGAAGGGACACGACCCGUGUUUGCCGAUUUCAUACAACAGCAUCCUUUCAGUCACCAUCUGAAAACUAUGCUGAUCAAAGCGGUCGCAGAACGGAAAGCUCUAACUACGAACGCUCUGGAGGCGAUGUGCAAACGGUGGGUCAAAGGUUCCAACAUGAUAGCGAAAACGUGUGCAGAUGUCAAGGCAGCAUUGGAAACGCGAAAGAUCCUUGACAAUAGUGCUGAUAGUCCGCUUGCAGCACUAAGCGACACGUUUAAGGAUGCGUUGAAAAGUUACAAGAACAACAUACCAGACAUUGUCCGAGUGCUUGGUCAUCACUUUACCACGGCUCUCGGACGUUCCGCCGGAGACGUGCAGUCGUACGAGAUCGAUGCGAACGGAAAUCACAAGAAGUUUUACACGGGCUUCUCCCGGUAUCGCUUGGAAUAUCGCGAGGGAACAAAUCAGAUCACGAAGCUACAUCGGCAGUACUUUGAUCGUGAACAACGCACCGAAGAUCACUUCAACCUCGAGCACAACAGCGAUGGAGCUGUGGUGAAGGCGGAACACAAAGGCAUCAAGAGCAUGGAGUACGACAGGAUUCUGCACCGAGUCAACAAGAUAGAGAUGAACGAUGGACGGAAGUUGUUGUACCAGUACGAUGUACGAUCAGAGCGCACCUUCAAACAGGUACUGGACAAGGACGAAUCAGUGCUGAGCGAAAAGUACUACAUCCGUGAUGCGAACGGCAUCGUCCUGGUGGAUAUGGAUAUGACCUAUCUGGCCAAGGACCAACCACCGGAUGUGCGCGUGACAAGUUACAUCUAUAAGGAUCAGCAGCUCGUCGGGUUCCUACGCAACGACAAGCUGUAUGGAGUGAUCACGGACCACGAAGGAUCAGUUCGGCUGGUAGUGCGUGACGGUGAAGUAGUCGCAGCAUACGACUAUCUACCAUAUGGGCAGAUUUUCAGACGUUUCGGGACGGAUCUCGACGGACAGAUCGCGUACCUAUACACCGGCCAGGAAUGGGAACCCGAGACCGGGUUGUACAACUAUCGCGCUCGCUUGUACGAUCCCGACAUUGGACGAUUCUACCAGAUGGACCCCAAGGAGCAAUACCCGAGCCCGUACGUGUACGCUGGCAACUCACCGGUAGCACUGGUAGACCCAGAUGGAGAAUUUGCCUUCGCAUUGACGGUCCUCAUCAUGGCUUUAGUGGGUGCGUACUUGGGAGCUGCAACUGCUAACAACUGUUGGAAUCCUCUGAAGUGGGAUUGGAAAUCUUCCUCCACUUGGCUGGGAAUGUUGACUGGUGCAGUGACGGGUGCGUCUAUACCUUUCAACAUGGCCAGCUCGGUGGCAUUUUUCAUGGGAAUGGGGCUAUCACUGAGCACUUCCAUCGCAAUUAUGGUAGGCACUGGUAUCACGUUCGCGUACUUCACCAUGGCGGCCAGCAGUGGCACCUGGGAUCCAACGAAGUUUGAUUAUACCAGCCCUGGAACAUGGAACGCGUUGAUGAAUGGCGUUGCAACAUCGUCCUGGAUUCUUAUGAAUCCCUCAUCGCUCAUCAGCUCGUUUGUGUCGAUCACCUCGCUGGGCGCGAAGGCUCUAUUUUUUGUUGCUAAACUUACGAUGAGCCUUGGGUUUACGUAUUUGUUUGCCGCACUUUCCCAAGGCGGCGAGUUCGACGUUACGAAAUGGGAUUAUUCAGACCCUCAACUGUACAUGAGUAUCGUGGAUGGAUUCACGACUGCUACCGUGGGUGUGCUGUUCCUGCGCAACAUACCCAAGCAAAUCAGCAAAUGGUCCGGGAAGGUAAAACGCACGAUGGAUCUGUUCGUUGGUAAUCUUAUCACGUUUAGAGCCCAGCUGAUGCUAGGAAACAAUUGGUCCCGGGCUGUGCUGCACACGUCCAACUUCCUGUACGUCAACUUCCGCAACAUGCAAAGCUUGCAAAAAGGUUUCCUAACCGUCGGGUUCUACUCGCUCAUUGUGUCGUUGAGGAUGUCAGGGGUAUCAGCCAGCGCCAUUCCCGAGUACACGGCGGCGGAGUCGGCUAUUAAUGCGCUUUUCACCACGGAACAAUUUUCCGAUUUCAUCGUCAAACCAUUGUCUCCUGCAACACCAAAGCUGAUGCUUCCUCGGCCACCGAAUUUGCUUCGUUCACUUCGCUUCCGAAUACGAUCGGAAGCGAUUCAGGUGGGCAAUGAUUCUGUUCGUCCUUCGGGUGAGAUGUACGCUUCAUCCGCAUCAUCUCUUGGAAGCCUAUUCGAUGCCGUUUUCAAGCUUUCAUUUGAAUGGUUAUUUACAACGAAUGUAGCUGACGAAAAAGUUACCCCCGAUUCUAGUAUAUCUACUGCGAAGAAGGCGCAACCUAAAAAUUCGUCCAGAUCUGCAUAUUCACUCAAAAAUUGUUACAAAAUAACAGACGAUCAACACCCGAAUGGCGUGGUCUCUUGUUACGGUCACAGCACAACCGUAACCAUAUUGCCAAAGCUUGAGCUUCAGUUAAGACACCCCGAAAUUGAAGGAAAAGAUCAUUACAAAUCUUGCGUACCUUUAACGCUCGAAGGACAUCCAUCAGUCUCCUGCGAUGGAGAAUGGUCCUCGUUAGUUUACACAGCAAAGGAAACGACACGAGUCUUUGAUUUUGUCGAUGGAUGGCUUCUUUUAGGGCAGGUUGCCCCAGCGGCCUACAGAGAGUUGAAACGUGGCAUCAAGUAUGUCUUUUCACGUCCUCAACCAUGCAAACAGGAAAUUGAUAGGGAAACCUUGAAAACCCAUUCGACCAUUUUGCAAUGCAAGUUGAACGAAUUGAAAUCUCAAACAAGCGCUUCCGAACAGCUAUGUUGGGCACGAUGGGCCAUUGAAGACCUUACCGAGGAGAUAAACGCUUACCUCACAAAGGGGUUAGGAUCGUUUCCGUUGUUGGAAGAGAGGUUAAACACGCUGCUAGUAGAGCUUCAUGAGGAACGUCUAGUUCAACAGAUGCCUGCACCAUAUCGAGAUUUUCACGAAAUCGACACAUCAUUGGGUUCUAUUCGAAAGCCGUACAACGAUUGGAGUUCAGUCCUUCAUCGGGAAAAUGGAGGUCUUCAAGCGAAUCAUCAUAUCCUGCUGUCUCACGGAUCAAGCAGUUCAGGCUUAUACGCGUUGCAUUAAGCAGGUUGUAGUAGAAUUUUGGACUGGGUUAGUUUUUCAUGUACUGUAUUUUUUUAUGUUAACCUACCGA
Anopheles nili is the source of this 10258-nucleotide messenger RNA. RefSeq lists its product as uncharacterized. Lineage: Eukaryota; Metazoa; Arthropoda; Insecta; Diptera; Culicidae. The transcript has a single exon. The record is from RefSeq and is a predicted model, not a curated record. Bases 1 to 10188 code for a protein of 3395 amino acids.